Hypomesus transpacificus is the source of this 1664-nucleotide messenger RNA. Its product is annotated as pepsin A-like. Gene Ontology annotation, biological process: proteolysis. The record is from RefSeq and is a predicted model, not a curated record. Lineage: Eukaryota; Metazoa; Chordata; Actinopteri; Osmeriformes; Osmeridae. Gene Ontology annotation, molecular function: aspartic-type endopeptidase activity. The coding region runs from base 267 to 1400 and encodes 377 amino acids. The transcript has 10 exons.
GUAGUGAACCCUGGGUGUGUCUUAUCCUGAGCUUCUGAGAAAACAUGUAUUUCCUUAUUUCAAAACAACAUCCUACUACAGCACAGGUAACACCUGGAAGUUCGGUAAAAACUUGGAUUUGAAGAAUUAAGCAUCAAAACCGUUGAGGGUUACAGUGCAGUGGAGACCGAAGAGGAUUGUGUGCGGGAAGUUGUUUGGAAGGCGUUGUUUGAUUGACAGGUCGUGUUUGAUGGACAGUUGCCAGGAGUGACUGUUGAUAAGACAUAAUGAAGUGGCCGAUGGCUCUGUGUGUCAUGGUGGCUCUCUCUGAGUCCCUCGUCAAGGUUCCCCUGAUAAAGGGGAAGAGUGCCAGGGAGCGUCUGGAGGAGCAGGGCUUGUGGGAGAUUUACAGGAACAAGUUUCCCUACAACGCAGCCGCCAAGUUUGAACAGAGCUUCUACAGCAACCAGAUCAUCACCAACGACUUUGACCUGUCCUACUAUGGAGUGAUCUCCAUCGGGACUCCUCCCAAGUCCUUCAGUGUCAUCUUCGACACAGGCUCCUCACCCUUUUGGGUUCCUUCCAUCUACUGCAAAAGCGUAGGCUGCAGGAACCACCGCAAGUUCCACCCGCUGUUUAGCAGCACCUUCCGGAACACUGGCAGGAUUCUGUCCAUUUCCUACGGCACCGGCAGCAUGGCCGGCCUCCUGGGCUACGACACCGUCGAGGUGGGAGGGAUCCAGAUCAGUAACCAGAUCUUUGGGCUGAGCCAGAGCGAGGCUCCUUUCAUGGCCCACAUGAAGGCUGAUGGGAUCCUGGGUCUGGCCUACCCUCGCCUGUCUGCCUCAGGGGCCACGCCCGUCUUUGACAACAUGAUGAGUCAGCACCUCAUCGACCAGGACGUCUUCUCUGUCUACCUGAGCAGACACCAGAAGGGGGGCAGUAUGGUGACCUUUGGUGGAGUUGACCCCCAGCACUACACUGGACCAAUCACUUGGGUUCCUCUGUCCUCUGAGACAUACUGGCAGAUCACCGUGGACAGCGUCACCAUCGAGGGGAAGGUGGUGGCGUGCCAGGGCGGCUGCCAGGCCAUCGUGGACACCGGCACCUCUCUGAUCCUGGGGCCCCUGGCGGACACCCUCAGCAUCAACCAGGCUCUGGGGGCCACCCGACUGUUCACUGACCAUGUUGUGAAUUGUAUCAUUGUUGACAAAAUGCCCACGGUGACUUUCAACAUCAACGGACAUGCCUUUACUAUCCCAGGCGCUGCCUCUGUGCUUAAGUCCCACAACUAUGGCUGUCGUACCGGGUUUGGAAGCCUGGACUCCAGCCGGUGGAUCCUGGGGGACGUGUUCAUCAGGCAGUACUACACGAUCUUCAGCAGGGCCAAGAACGCAGUGGGCCUGGCCAAGGCAAAGUAAUCAAACCCAGAUCAAUUGUGAACGCACCCCUGAGCCAUAAAAACAAAGUGUCCGCUUGAAAACGAGAUCCUGACCAACAUGACCAACAUGAUUUUGAUGACCUGUGUGACAGUUGUCACUGAUGUCGACCUGUUUAGAACGAGGCAGGUGAAUGAUCAGGCAACCUGCUUUGUGUUGGGAGUGAGAGGGCAGGGCGGAUUGACAGUAAAAAGCCAAUGAAUUUCCUCUGCAUGAUUAAACGAUAAUGAGUUGUAGCAUCUUGAA